Messenger RNA from Coffea eugenioides, 1612 nucleotides. RefSeq lists its product as uncharacterized. The record is from RefSeq and is a predicted model, not a curated record. NCBI's taxonomy places the organism in Eukaryota, Viridiplantae, Streptophyta, Magnoliopsida, Gentianales, Rubiaceae. The coding region runs from base 80 to 988 and encodes 302 amino acids. The transcript is spliced from 8 exons.
GGAAACGGAUAACGGUUCUGGGAAAUGAAAACUCAAAAUCAAAACAUCAAAUAGCAGAAGUACAGUUAGAAGCAAAGCUAUGAAUCUUAGCACCACCGCCCCUACCUUUUUACGGCAACCGCACAUAAUCCGCCAUCGCUACUCUUCUUCUUCUUCUUCUUACUUCGGCUUCAGUAAAAAGGAGAACUACAAACGGUGUCGCUUCAUAGCCCUUGCUUCUUUUUCCUCUUCUUCAUACUCGUUGCCGGAGCUGGAACUCCCGCUUCUUCCCUUUCCCAAGGACCAAGUACUUGUUCCAUCUGAGGCUAAGAAGCUUCAUUUGCAUGAAGCUAGAUAUCUAGCUCUACUGGAGGAGUCCUUGUUUCAGAACAAAAGCUUGUUUGUGCAUUUCGUGUUGGAUCCCAUUGCUGUUAAUGAGACACUGAGAGAAGCAUCAUUUGCAGCUCGGCAUGGUUGCUUGGUCUCCAUUGAGAAAGUUGAGCAGCUGGAUGUUGGUGCUUUAGUGUUCAUAAGGGGCAUAGGUCGUGUCAAGAUUGUAAAAUUUGCACAGGAAGAACCUUUUUUGCGCGGUGCUGUCGUACCAGUAAAGGAUCGCAUACUCCAUGAAGCCACAGAGUUAAAUCCAAAAGUACUUCAACUGAAAGAAGCUAUUCAAAAUUUGAAUAGCUUGGAGAUAAAAUUGAAGGCUCCUGAGGAGGCCUUGUUGCAGACUCAGACAGCAAACUCUUUAAACUGGGCUGAAAAGGCACCAGGGUUAGAUUGUGAUGAAAGUUUUGUUCCCUCCCUCGCUGAGCGCAUUUCUUUUGCUGCUUAUCAACCUGUUUCAGGAUCAAUGCAGUCAGAAUUGACAAAAUUGCAGGAAGAGAAGUUAAAAGCUAUGGACGGCAAAGAUACCCUGGAAAGAUUAAGGAACUCUCUGGAAUUUGUUAAUAACAAUAUUUCUGUGGUUGCUGCCAAACUCGCUCUUCAAUCCUUAAAGGGGCAGUGAGCAGGAAGUGACUAAAUUCUCACUUUAUGGAUUGUUUGAGAAAAACAAUCAAGAUUCUUAGAUAUUGUGUAAAUUGGUUUGGCACGUGAAAUGACAUGGUUUCAAGUCAUUCUAGUGGGUACUGAAACCUAGUCGCUAAAGGCAGUUCCUGGGAUAUUGUACAAAAGCAGGAAAUGGACCGUGUCAUCCUGUAGCUGCCACAGAAGUGGGAUAACAAUAUGCAGCGACUUCAACUGCAGAUCCAAGAUCUUGAGCUUUUGACAUGGUCGUGGUACAUAACUUCUACAGAAGCAAUUAAUAAACCUCAAUGAACUUCGUACAAGGAUGCUAAAAUGUUAAAUUUGUUGGAUUACCUUGCUCUUUUCGUUUAUCAGAACUUUGCUUGAAGUGUUCUCCAUGCUCGGCUAGAGGUUAUUGGAGAAUCCUGCAUUCAAGUUGCUCCUUUUGUACUUCAUCAGCAAUGUUGUUGUUUGGAUAUAAUUGCCAGAUGUUUAGUCUUUGAUUCUUGGAAUCCUCGUUUCUAUCAUGGACUAACAGAAAACUGAAGCAAAAUUUGUAGUAAAUUUACCAUUUGAGCUUUGGAUAUUGGAGUUUAUUGCCUUCAAUCAGUCUUAAGGAUUUGCC